This is a messenger RNA of Cydia strobilella, 2908 nucleotides long. It is a transcript of the gene scat, whose product is annotated as vacuolar protein sorting-associated protein 54. The record is from RefSeq and is a predicted model, not a curated record. The coding region runs from base 143 to 2800 and encodes 885 amino acids. Lineage: Eukaryota; Metazoa; Arthropoda; Insecta; Lepidoptera; Tortricidae. Gene Ontology annotation, molecular function: syntaxin binding. The transcript is spliced from 2 exons. Gene Ontology annotation, biological process: Golgi to vacuole transport; retrograde transport, endosome to Golgi. Gene Ontology annotation, cellular component: GARP complex.
CAUUUAUGUCACAUUUGUCACUUUCAGACUUACUAUGGUAUCGUGAUCUGGAUUACGGAAAUGUGAAAUACUAGAUGAUUAUACACAAUACUAAACUAGGUUGCCUCGAAUAUUAUAUAUUGGGCGUGGAGACAAACAUGUUAUGGAGGACAACAUCACGCCCUGUAAGAAAACGCCAACCUGGCAGAACUGUGUACAUUGCCCCAAUCUUCUGUUCAGCACCACCACGGAAUUUGAAAGACACAUUCAAGACAAGCACAGUAUUAAGGAAGGCUCUAUUAUCUUAUGUCAAUAUGGACCUAAUGGGAUUUGUGCCUCGCUGCAGUUUGGAGAUUUACGGAAGGCAGGAUUCAAGUAUCACGUAAGGGAGUACCACCUGUUCGCCAAGGACGAAGUGGAAGAUGACUGGACUUUCUAUUCAUCAUCUCAAAACCUCCCUGCAGUAUUAAAUGAUCCUAACAGAGGAAAGCAGAGUAAUUUUUUUACUAAAAUAUGGGGAGAUGGGUUUGUGGAUAAAGUAGAUAUACAGCCUAGUCCAUAUGUACCAGAAAUAACGUUAUUACAUUUUGAGGCAUAUUGUAAAAGAAUUGUCAGGCGGCAUAGAAGACAUUGCAAACUUAAAGAAAAUCUAGCAGUUAAAGUUAAAACCCCUGUAGUUGAAACGAAUUGUGAGGUUCCUGAGAUAUUCUAUGAACAGACGUUUGAGUUACAUGAUCCAAAUGUGUUUAGCAAAGUUUUUCCAAACCUUGUGGACUCUCAAGACCCAAGUGCGGCUGUCCGGUCCCUGCAGGAAACACUCAGUACAUACCUGGAUUUUAUAGAGAUGAAGAUUUCAAAACAAGUUGCACAGAAAUCUGAUGCAUUUUUCCAUGCUAUGCUGUCACAUGACACUAUUAUGGAGCAAAUGGCCCGGGCAGUGAAGACUGUGCGGUCGACCCGUAACAAUAUUCAUGCAGUGAAAAGCAAUCUAACUGAAAAUCCUUUAAAACUGGUUAGCCUCACAAGGAUAAAUCAAAACUUAAAUAAUGUGCAUGAACUUCUUAAGCUAAUAGGCACAGUCCAGCAAACCCAGCCCAUGAUCCAGCUCCUCUUGAGUACUUCAGACUACGUAGCUGCUUUGGACUUGAUCAGCUCCACGCAAAAAGUGCUUUCCACUCAACUUGCGAGGAUCCAGGCGUUCCGGCAUUUGUCACCCCAGUUGACUGAAAUGAAAAGAUUAAUUCAUAAAAUGUUAAGCAAUGAAUUCCAAAGAUUUAUAGUGACAGAUUUAAAUAGGCCCCCUAAGGACCUCACAGACAUACCAGAAAGGGAUAAAAUUCUGUCUAUAGUUUCUGGGAUACUAAGAUUAAAAGAAUUUGACUUUAUAGAUACUUUUAAAAUGGAGGCUAUGACCACAAUACAGGCUACAAUCAAGCAAUGUGUAAUAGAGAUAGUAUCAGAAAGAGAUGGCAACACGGAGGUGGUUCUUCGAGGAUCUAAUGCAGACAACACGUGGUUAAUGUGCAACGAAAGUAUUGUAUUUCUCCAAAAAGUUACUCCAAACUUAAUUACGCUGUUUAAAAGGAUCUUGUGUUUAAGAGAUUUAGUAUUAGAAAUCAGCCAAAUGGAUGAUGUGACAGGAAAUGGGAGUGAAGAAAUGUGGACCCAUGAAGAGCUCUUAUCUGUAGAAGAAAAGUUGGACAAAAUGAUUGUUUCAUUAUCGGACUACAGCAAUGAAAGAUGUGCCAAUCUCAUCGUCACCAAAUCUGACAAGGACUUGGUGUUCUCGGAUUUGACUCAGUUAUCCAAAUUGUCAACGCUAAUUGAGAAUUUUUCAGACGAGUUAGAAAAAAUGACUGGCCACAACAGCAAUUCAAUGAAAUUAGCACUGAGGAGCUUCGCUAUGAAAUAUGUUCAAAAUUUACAUUCGGACAGAAGAAGUCAACUGACAGUUACGCUCAAUGCUGAACGUUGGAAAAGUGCUGAUGUCCCUGUUGAACUUCAACAGUUAAUUGACAAGAUAUCUAAUUCUAACGAUAUUUCUACAAAACUAUAUGGCACUAUUAAAUCUGAUGGAAAAUUCUUAGUUAUAAAUAAAGAAAAUUAUGCAGUUGUAGGCACUGUGCAACUGUUGAUAAAAAUCCUUCUGGAAUACUGUGAUGCGACGAAGCAGUCUGCAGUCAUCGUCCAGUACUUGAUCCACUGCAUGUUAGAGUUGACUCGACUGUUCAACUCCCGCUGCUGUCAGCUGGUGUUGGGGGCAGGUGCAAUACAGAGUGCCGGGCUGAAAACAAUCUCCACUUCAAACUUAGCAUUAGUAUCCAGGUCUCUGCAGGUUCUACUGUGGCUCUUGCCCAUAAUCAAGGAACAGCUUAGCCGACUACAGUCAAAAGAGGUCUCCAUGAGCGGCUUUGAUAGUAUUCAGAAUGAUAUUGUUAGCCAUAAGCAAGAAAUAGAAAAUAAGAUAUGCCUAAUAGUUAGUAACAUGCUGUGCUCGCAGCUGACCGGCUGGGACGCUAAACCUCCAGUUCCUUCGCAGACAUUCCGAAAUAUUUCUAAACACUUAGUUAAAUUGCAUGAAGCGUUGAUAGAUAUAUUGCCAAUUGAACAAAUAAGAAACAUUUAUAAAAGGGUACAUGAUAAUUUUAAGGAUAAACUGAGAGAGCAGUUGGCGAAGAUGAAUAUUGUGGCAAAUGGCAGUCCGCAGCACGGUGUGGUGACCUCGGAGCUCACCUUCUACCUGCAGACCCUCAAGACGCUGCGGGUCAUCAACGAGAACGACGUUGAAGACAAUAUUUUGUACGAUAUUUGGCUAAACUGAAUGUUAACUGUAUUGAUAAAAUUGAAUUUAUUGAGAGAAAUGCGAAAAUGUAUUGGAAGCUUGGUUAUUUAAAAUGUAUUUAUAAAUAAAUUUAUUAUUAGGAAGCUA